AUGAGGUCAUCACACACUCAAGUAGCUGUUCUCAUUUUGAAGCAGAUUGAAUCGUUCAAACCACAAAACUCCUCGACCGAUACAACAGCUCGACUAGAGCUGACCAUUCAAGAGUUGAAGAACCAAUUAGCACAAUCAGAUGCAUCGAAUAGAAAUCUACAGGCCUAUCUCUCCUUCCUGAAAAGAUCCUACAACUGCAUUUUUGAAGCAGAUGGCACUAGCAAAGGCGCUGCUCAUAUGGUAACAACUACUGCUGGUGCUUGUGUGACACCAGAAGUUCGCGCCUCAGAGGAUACCACUGCGGUGGUAGCCGAAUAA
Hydatigera taeniaeformis is the source of this 318-nucleotide messenger RNA. Lineage: Eukaryota; Metazoa; Platyhelminthes; Cestoda; Cyclophyllidea; Taeniidae. The record is from the annotation of a GenBank genome assembly.